Acanthopagrus latus (yellowfin seabream) is the source of this 3259-nucleotide messenger RNA. RefSeq names its product FYN proto-oncogene, Src family tyrosine kinase b (gene fynb). NCBI's taxonomy places the organism in Eukaryota, Metazoa, Chordata, Actinopteri, Spariformes, Sparidae. Gene Ontology annotation, molecular function: non-membrane spanning protein tyrosine kinase activity; ATP binding; signaling receptor binding. The transcript has 14 exons. The coding region runs from base 221 to 1990 and encodes 589 amino acids. Gene Ontology annotation, cellular component: extrinsic component of cytoplasmic side of plasma membrane. Gene Ontology annotation, biological process: innate immune response; cell differentiation; T cell receptor signaling pathway. The record is from RefSeq and is a predicted model, not a curated record.
CAGGGAGACAUCGGGGCCACCAAAGCAGCACCUUCUUUUUUUUUUUUUUUUUUUUUCUUUUUUUUUUUUUUCACUGUCUAAUCAUUUCGUCAUUACGGCAAAGGAAUAUAGACCAGCAGAUUACUAGACGCGUUUGAACUGGGCCUCUGUUUCGGUGGCGCACAAAGCAAUGUGGAGGAAAUAAGAAUCCUGCUACACUGAGAACCAGAGAUAAUAGAUAAUGGGCUGUGUGCAAUGCAAGGAUAAGGAAGCAACCAAACUCACUGACAACCAAGACACCAGCAUCUCCCAGGGAGCCGGCUACCGCUAUGGGGCUGACCCCACACCUCAGCAUUACCCUAGCUUCGGGGCCACCGCCAUCCCCAAUUACAACAACUUCCAUGCCCCUGUCGGACAGGGGUUGACCGUCUUUGGGGGGGUCACAACUUCCUCUCAUACCGGAACUCUUAGGACUCGUGGUGGGACAGGAGUCACCCUCUUUGUGGCACUUUAUGACUACGAGGCACGGACAGAAGAUGACCUCAGCUUCAGGAAAGGAGAAAGGUUCCAGAUUAUCAACAGCACUGAAGGGGACUGGUGGGAUGCUCGUUCGCUUACCACCGGUGGCAGCGGCUACAUUCCCAGUAAUUACGUGGCUCCAGUGGACUCAAUCCAGGCUGAGGACUGGUACUUUGGUAAACUGGGCCGUAAGGAUGCAGAGAGGCAGCUGCUGUCUACUGGCAACCCUCGAGGAACCUAUCUCAUCCGAGAGAGUGAAACCACUAAGGGGGCCUUCUCCUUGUCCAUACGAGACUGGGAUGAUGUGAAAGGUGACCAUGUCAAGCACUAUAAGAUACGUAAGCUGGACAGCGGUGGCUACUACAUCACCACCAGAGCUCAGUUUGAAACACUGCAGCAGCUGGUUCAGCACUACUCGGACCGAGCGGCUGGGCUCUGCUGUCGCUUGGUGGUUCCCUGCCACAAAGGAAUGCCUCGUCUCGCUGACCUGUCUGUCAAAACCAAAGAUGUGUGGGAAAUCCCGCGGGAGUCACUGCAGCUCAUCAAGCGGCUUGGGAACGGGCAGUUUGGGGAGGUUUGGAUGGAGAGUGCGGAUGGUUUGUGCUUUAAUUUAACGGGCGUGUGUGUGAACUACAUCCCUGACACUGUGGGCUUGAGUCAUGAUGCCUGGGAGAUCAGCAGAGAAGAGCUUGAGUUGGAAGUAAAGCUUGGGACAGGAUGUUUUGCUGAUGUGUUUUACGGAACAUGGAAUGGCACCACUAAAGUAGCAGUGAAGACUCUUAAGCCUGGCACCAUGUCCCCUGAGUCCUUCCUGGAGGAGGCUCAGAUCAUGAAGAAACUCCGCCACGACAAGCUGGUGCAGCUUUACGCUGUGGUUUCUGAGGAGCCCAUUUACAUCGUCACAGAGUACAUGGGCAAAGGAAGCCUGCUGGACUUCUUGAAGGAUGGAGAGGGACGUGGGUUGAAGCUGCCUAACCUGGUGGACAUGGCAGCACAGGUGGCAGCAGGCAUGGCCUACAUCGAGAGGAUGAACUACAUCCACAGAGACCUGCGCUCCGCCAACAUCCUGGUGGGAGACAGCCUGGUGUGCAAAAUCGCUGACUUCGGCCUGGCCAGGCUCAUAGAAGACAACGAAUACACCGCUCGGCAAGGUGCAAAGUUCCCUAUCAAGUGGACCGCCCCAGAGGCUGCGUUGUACGGGAAGUUCACCAUCAAAUCGGAUGUGUGGUCAUUUGGCAUUUUACUGACAGAGCUGGUCACCAAGGGUCGGGUGCCGUACCCAGGCAUGAACAACCGCGAGGUGCUUGAGCAGGUGGAGCGUGGCUACAGGAUGGCGUGCCCCCAGGACUGCCCCAUCUCACUGCACGAGCUGAUGCUGCAGUGCUGGAAGAAGGAUGCUGAGGAGCGGCCUACCUUCGAGUACCUGCAAGCAUUUUUGGAGGACUACUUCACAGCCACUGAGCCUCAGUACCAGCCUGGGGACAACCUCUAAACCACUCUCCUGCACCCUCGGGGUCGACCCAGAGCUGGGGAAAAAACAGUGCUGUUACAAAACUCUGGAGCUCUCCCUGCCAUGACUUAAUUUUAGGGAUGUCUACAGCCUCCUUAGCUCAAACUGAGCUUUUAAGUUCCACCACCAACCCCUGAACCACAAACCUCAGUCUCCGACACGUCCCUAGUGUCUGAACUCUGCAAAUGCGAAAAAAAAACAUGGGAAGUUGUGCAGGUGGGACGGAGGACAGACAGACUAAACUGAGGUUGUGAUAAGAAAAUGAAUACCCGUAUUCAAUGUAAAUAAGAAAGGCUUGUUUCGGUUGACUUGUUUGCUUCUGUUUGAGAUUUUAUUUUCUCCUGAAAAAAAAAAAAUAAUAAUAACUGCUAAAGACAAGGGAAGAGAACUAUGUCAGCACAGUUAAUCUGUAAAUGUAUUACACUGUAGCUCCACUAUUCUUUUCUAGAGAUUGAACUGAAAGCCUCAUGAUAUAUUUUUUUCUGGUUUUCCAAUACAUGUAAAAAAGAUGCACCCCAAGAUUUCUGCUUGAUUACUUUUUAGUUGGUAGUAUUGCAAAAGCUUCUGGAGAUGAGCAGGAGGCAGUCCUCCAUCAGCUUCCCUUUCUUUUACUGCACCCCCUAAAGCUUCUCCAGAGCAGUAAUUGUUAGGCAACUGCUGUAUGGAACAAGGUUCUUUUACAAAUGAUAAUAUAUCUCACAGCGUGUAAACAUCCUUCCAUGCUUCUAAAGAAUAUGUGGGUGGAAAUAUUUUUGUCUCUCUACCAUGAGUGGUUUUUUUAGCCUUCAGAAAGAAAUAAUGGAUACAUUUAAGAUGAGAGUAUGUAUGUCUACUUUAAGCAGUCACUCCUCGGCGUAGACAUUGGCUGUUUCUUUGUCUCCUGCCCAUCCUUCACUUGAGCCUGCAGCUGAACUUGGACCACCUCACCUCCUGAGUUAUUUUGCUUUUUGCAGAGUAUGUUUUUAUUCAACCUUUUUGAGAGUCGGUUGUACUGUAUGUUCAGCGGAGGCUCAGAGCCAAUUUAUGUUACAAUUCAGGAUAGAUAGAGAGAUCUGAAGAUUGCAGAUGGUUUCAUGGCCAAUGGAAAGUCCUCUUUUUUUCAGUUGUACAGUUAAAGGUUUCAAGUGUCGCUAACUUUCCUCCUUGAUAUGGUUUCAUCUUAAUUUUUUAACUUAACUUGGUUUGUUAUCUUGGUGUUUUGGCAUUCAACUCAGAAAAGAACAAUAAAUAUUUUACACUGUUUCCAACACA